GGACGAACAGCUCCCGGGACCAAUGAAUGCAGCGGCAGCGGCCCGGCCUCCCUGGCGCGCCCCUUCCAGGGGCUGUAGACGCCCCCCAGGCCCAGCUUUGCACCGCGCCUCAUAGCGCCGUCCACCGCUGGGUCUUCCUGGUCUCCACAUUGCUCUAGACCGUGGUGUGGGCGCGUUCCCAAGGCCUGGGUGUCCGGCGUGCUUCUUUGCCAAUCCCAAGCCGCCCGCGAGGACUGCUGAGGCCGCAGGAAUUGUUGGAAGAACAAUGCACAUGAAUCUUUGACAUCAUGAUGUACAUCCGGCAAAGAAAAGAGACAAAAACCAUAGAAGUUUCUGAGGAUUUUCUAUCACCAAAAGAAAAUGUGAAGUUGGAAAAGAAAUUGCCAUCUGGUUGUGCCUCGGGAAGGUUCUGGAAGAUUCUGUCGUCUGUGGUUGGUGGAAUUGUGGCCCUUUGCAUUGGACUUCUUACAUCUGUCUACCUGGCCACCCUGCAUGAGAAUGAUUUGUGGUUUUCCAAUAUUAAGGAAGUAGAGCGAGAAAUCUCAUUCAGGACGGAAUGUGGACUAUACUAUUCAUACUACAAGCAGAUGCUGCAGGCACCAACCCUCCUGCAAGGUUUUCAUGGCCUAAUCUAUGACAAUCAAACGGAAUCCAUGAAGACGAUUAACCUCCUCCAACGAAUGAAUAUUUACCAAGAAGUUUUCCUCAGUGUUUUGUAUAGAGUCCUCCCCAUACAGAAAUAUCUAGAACCUGUUUAUUUUUAUAUCUACACUCUUUUCGGGCUCCAAGCAGUCUACGUCACAGCCCUUUAUAUAACCAGCUGGCUCCUCAGUGGCACCUGGCUGUCAGGACUGUUGGCAGCUCUCUGGUACGUCACCAACAGAACAGAUACCACGAGAGUUGAGUUUACCAUUCCGCUGAGGGAGAACUGGGCUCUGCCUUUCUUUGCAAUUCAGAUUGCAGCAGUUACCUACUUUCUGAGACCAAACUUACGGCCUCUGUCUGAAAAGCUGACACUUCUUGCCAUUUUCAUAUCAACUUUUCUCUUUAGCCUGACAUGGCAAUUUAAUCAGUUCAUGAUGCUGCUGCAGGCGCUGGUGCUGUUCAUCCUGGACUCCUUGGACAUGCUACCUGCUGUGAAAGCCACCUGGCUAUACGGCAUACAGAUAAGCUGCUUGCUCCUCGUCUGCAUGCUUCAAUUCUUUAACUCCAUGAUUCUGGGAUCACUGCUCAUCAGUUUUAACCUUUCGGUAUUAAUUGUAAGAAAACUUCAGAAAAACCUAAAAACUGGGACCUUCCUGACUAGGAUUGGGAAACUAUUGUUGCACUUACUUCUAGUUUUCUGUUUGACACUUUUUCUCAACAACAUUAUUAAGAAAAUUCUUAACCUGAAGUCAGAUGAGCACAUCUUUAAAUUUCUGAAGGCCAAGUUUGGGUUUGGAGCAACCAGGGAUUUCGAUGCGAAUCUCUACCUGUGUGAAGAAGCCUUCGGCCUCCUGCCUCUCAACACAUUCCAGAGGCUCUCGGAAACACUGCUGCUUUACGCAUACGUGUUUGUCUUAUUGGUCACAGUGAUCACAGCUUCCGUGGUUGCCUUUCAUAACCUCAGUGAUUCCGCAAGUCCGCAGCCCAUGGGUCAGACAAGAAAGUGUGUGGUUGACCUGAAACCAGAAGCCGCUUACAACUUAAUCCACACCAUUCUGUUUGGGGUCCUGGCACUGAGUACAAUGAGGAUGAAGUACCUGUGGACCUCCCAUAUGUGUGUGUUCGCAUCAUUUGGCCUGUGCAGCUCUGAGAUCUGGGAGUUGCUCCUGAGGCUGGUUCAUCUGUGGAACCCAAAGAGGAUCUGGGUCAUGCGGUAUUUGGUGCCCAUAGUUACCCUGCUGUACCUGUGCUGUAAGACCUGGCCAGGAAUGAUGGAUGAACUCUCAGAGUUGAAAGAAUUCUAUGACCCAGAUACAGUGGAACUCAUGGACUGGAUUAGCUCUAACACACCAAGAAAGGCCGUGUUCGCUGGGAGCAUGCAGCUGCUGGCUGGAGUCAAGCUGUGCACGGGACGGACCCUAACCAACCACCCACACUAUGAAGACAAAAGCCUGAGAGAGCGGACCCAAGCGGUUUAUCAGAUAUACGCAAAACGGUCUCCAGAGGAAGUGCACUCGCUCCUGAGGUCCUUUGGCGCUGACUUUGUGAUCUUAGAAGAUAGCAUCUGCUAUGAACGCAGGCACCAAAGGGGCUGCCGGCUGCGUGAUUUGCUGGACGUGGCCAACGGACACGAGAUGGAUGGGCCAGGAGAGAGUGACCCCGACUUGAGACCUGCAGACUACCCUCGCUUCUGUGAGGAGAUUAAAAGGAACCUGCCCUCCUAUGCAGCUCACUUCACUAGAGUAUUCCAGAACAAGACGUUCCAUGUCUACAAACUGUCCAGAAACAAGUAACUGUGUCCAUCCUUAAAACCCCAGUGCGUCUGCAGCCGAUGGAGUCAGUGUCUAUGGUCAGGAGCAGGGCUUGAGUGCUGGGAUUGCGGGCAGCUGCAGACAAUUCCACCAUCCUUGAAACUUUCACUAAUGCCUGCCUCUUCCAUCCUGUCUCUGCCUUUUCCAUGAGUGUUCUUUCGCCUGUGUGCACCUGUCCAAGACUGGGAAUUUGCCACUGAGGGAGUCGUGUGUGACCCACUGGUGGCCUGGAAUCUGUUUAAGAUCUGAAAGACUUGUGCUUUUCAGUGAACCUGAGCAAGUUAUGAAUGAGUGUAGUUGACAGGCUGCACGGUUCAGUUAUUGAUAUUUCUUUACCACUGGGACCAAUCAGUGGCUUUUUAAAAGCUUAUUGUCCUGUGUCCUUUAAAAUUUUAUAACAUUUUCCAAUUUACCAUGCUUUCACAUGUGAAGAAACAAAUCAUGUUAGGUCUUUGAAUCUUAAAUAUUCCAUUUGUGCUCUAAAAUGUCACAGGUGCAGAAAAAUGGGGCAGACUUAGAGUGUGUUCAAUUCUGGGCACAGCAAUCAGGGUGCUUCUGGGCCAGGUGUGGUAGCACACUCCUUUAGUCCCAGCACUCGGAGGCAGGG
Molecule: messenger RNA, 3063 nt
Organism: Onychomys torridus (southern grasshopper mouse)
Lineage: Eukaryota; Metazoa; Chordata; Mammalia; Rodentia; Cricetidae
Gene: Dpy19l3
Product: dpy-19 like C-mannosyltransferase 3
Exons: 19
Coding region: 288-2438 (716 amino acids)
Cellular component (GO): nuclear inner membrane
Molecular function (GO): mannosyltransferase activity
Source: RefSeq, a predicted model, not a curated record